UCCACCUACCGUCAGUUUUAAGUAAUAAUUUGACAUUAUAGCCACUGUAGCUUCAAAAUAGACAUUUUUUCUGUAAAUUUUCACAAGAAGUUGUAAUCCUUUUUCGGAUGAGUGAGACAGUUGAAGAUGUAGUGAUCGAGGAGGGAGAAAAGUGGGGCUUCCCUCUCAAAGAGAUCUAUCGGCUUUCACUUAAAUUUUACAAAGAAAAACUCGGGAAAGCGGUCUACAUUAGUUAUGAGGACAAUUUAAAACUUGUGGCUUUCACACAGCAAGCAACACAUGGGCCUCUUGACUUCCAGAACACUCCGCCGGUUGGUGUUUUGGAUGUAAUUGGACGCGAUAGACGCCUGGCUUGGCAGCAACUUGGACAAAUUGGUCGAGGUCAUGCAAUGCAAGGAUUUAUCGAUCUUCUGGACCGUCUUUGCCCUACGUUCAAACCAUACGUUGAAGCUAUUCGCAAAGACAAGGAGGAGAAAGUGAAGCAAGCUGAGCAAGAGAUGCAACUCGAACGAGACCGUCAAGAAUUAGAACGAUUGAAGGUAGAGGAACAAAAAAAAAUUGAUGAUGAGAAAAAUCGUGCAGAGCAGCAAAAGCGGCAGCUACAGAAUAUGCUCAAUCAGCAGACUUUUCAUCAAUUCAAAGCUUAUGCUGAAAAACAAUUUCCGGGAAAUCCAGAUCAGCAGGCCCAUCUCAUACGUCAGCUUCAAAAUGAGCAUUAUCAUCAAUAUAUGCAGCAACUACAAGUUCAAGUCACGCCCGAGGGCAUAAACAAAAUCCAAACUAAAGUAUGUAGCACGGAAAAUUCUCUUGAAAGGGCUGAAUUAGCCACGGAAGCAGAAGAGAAUCAAUACCAAAGUGAAAAUGAGGAAUCAUUUGAGUAUCCAGUAAUAAGUCGAGCUAGUAUGUGGACAAGAUCCGACUUAAAAGCAUUCAAAGCAGAAGUUUCUGCCGGAUCAGGAGAUGGAGUAAUUAGAGUUGGGCAUGGUGACACAGUGACAGUCCGUGUUCCUACACAUGAGGGUGGGUCUUGCUUAUUCUGGGAAUUCUGCACAGACAACUAUGAUAUCGGCUUUGGAGUAUACUUCGAAUGGGGAAAAUCCUACACAUCCGAAGUUUCUGUGCAUAUAAGCGAGAGCGACGACGAGGAAGAUCUUGGAGAGGAUGAGGAAGAUCUCGAAUCAUCUGACAUUGCUACAGUAGAUGACUUAGAGUCAGGUCCAUUGCAGACAACAAUCCCAUCGUCUCUUCAAAAUAAACCACCAGUCUCUAUUAUUGUUCCCAUUUAUCGUAGAGAUUGUCAAAAUGAGGUUUACGCUGGUUCACAUGUUUAUCCCGGAGAUGGGGUGUACCUCCUCAAAUUCGACAAUUCUUAUAGUUUAUGGCGAUCUAAGACCCUAUAUUAUCGAGUUUUUUACACUCGAUAAACUUUCCUGUAUGACACACUACUCAACACACUUAUAUAUGUAUAUAUAACUAAUACAUAAUUUAGGUAUACCUAUCUAAAAAAAAUUAAUGUUAAACACUGAGAGUGUAAUGAAAAUUGAUAUAAUAAAUGUAUAUCAAGGUGACAUAAA
Lutzomyia longipalpis is the source of this 1574-nucleotide messenger RNA. RefSeq names its product Golgi resident protein GCP60. The transcript is spliced from 3 exons. Gene Ontology annotation, molecular function: fatty-acyl-CoA binding. Bases 108 to 1424 code for a protein of 438 amino acids. Gene Ontology annotation, cellular component: Golgi membrane. The record is from RefSeq and is a predicted model, not a curated record. NCBI's taxonomy places the organism in Eukaryota, Metazoa, Arthropoda, Insecta, Diptera, Psychodidae.